Molecule: messenger RNA, 1849 nt
Organism: Aplysia californica (California sea hare)
Lineage: Eukaryota; Metazoa; Mollusca; Gastropoda; Aplysiida; Aplysiidae
Exons: 5
Coding region: 253-1326 (357 amino acids)
Source: RefSeq, a predicted model, not a curated record
ACACGCACCAUAGUCCAACAUGGCAUUACCCAAGUCAACGGCACCCACGAGGGUUUGGCUAUUGUCCAAACCAGAUCUUAUCAACCUUUUUAUUGCCAACACCCCGCCUUUUUCACCUUCAAGAGAUUAAAAAUUUCGCACUGGCUCCCUUCAUAUUAUAUUUCCAAGCGAGACGUAGAAUAAUAUUCCUUCACUAGGCCUACUUGGGAGAUCGCCACCUCUCACCAAGAUUAUCAAAUCAACCACUAGGAGAUGAUAUUACCGAGGUUGGUAAACAGUGAUUUAGAAUACAGGCACACCAUGUCUUCAUUCAUCGUAAGCCUUUACGUAAUUUCCGCCGUGCUGCUGACCUCUCUGGACGUCACUUCCGGCACAAGUGACCCAGUGGCUGAUGCGUGCUCACCAUUGUGUAAUGAGGAAACUUCCCUGGAGGUCCAAUGUGCCCGAGCCCGAGGCUGCUACGCCCCAGAGAUCAAGAACAACACUGACCUCUUCUCUUCCUGUUGGGAGCAUUGCUGGCACCUGGCUGGCAAGUGUUUCAGUCUGUGCGCUGACAACUUUGACCUAAUUCUCCACGAAUGCUUCGACAACUGCUCGUCACAUCCCGGGCUCAAGUGUAUCUCCAGCUGCUUUAGCCGCAAGUUUAUGGACCUCAAAGCACAGAACAUAAACUUCACAGGUGAUCCCGGGGAUGAGUUCAACACUACAGAUCCGUACCCUGCAGUGGCACAAAAUGACAACAACAGAACGGCGGCGGGACGCGUUGGUAUCGGAAUCACCGGCUCCCCGCCUUCUUCUAGAGUGCAAGCCAACUCCUCACUGAGUGGAGUCGUUUUACAGCCCGGGCAAGAGUUUGUGGCAGAAGUAAUCGAGGAUCUUCAAGAAACACCCGCUUCUUCUCUUACAACAGCUGCGUUUCCAGACUCCACGCCGCCAGCCGAUCCCCUCGACGACCUUGAAAAUGUCUUCGCCCUGAAAAAAGGCCAAAAACCCAUCUUCGAUCCCGACGAUUCCGCAGUAAAUUCAACGAUGGCAGAUACACCUGAAGUCUUGGACGCUUCGUCUGAGGCGUUACCGGUAAUAGACUCUAGCACGGGUAGUUUGGACUUUGAGGAUGUUCGCAAGCUCUUUCUUCAACAUCACGGUGACUUACAUCAGAGCAUGGACUCAUCCUGGCACACAAAUGCCUGGGAGCGUGUUCUGGCUAUGUACAGAAGCUCCACAGACAAGAAAAUGGACGGUUCUGGAAAUGGAGACAUUGGAUCUCAAGUGAAAAACCAUCAUACUACUAGUCAGCUGAGUUCAAUAUUGAGACGAGAAAAGUAAACAACUGCUACUCAUCAACGAUGGAUGAGAUCUCGUGCAAAAUAAGUAUAUAAACGUUUAUCUUCAUUGAGCACUGUUGCUUGCUUUGUUGUGGAAAGUGAAUUAACGUAAUUGUAACAUACGUGUAAAAGAAACUAUGUUAUAAUGGCAUCCGUUCAACAAUACCCCGAGGGCCUUUUAGAAAGUAACAGUCGUUAGUAUAAAUAUUUACCAUUUUAGAACUUAUCUCGCUAAGAAACAUAUUGCUCGUCUCAAGGGUGACUUCUCCACUUUUGAGCAAGAGCAAAUCAAUGCAAAUACCAUGAAAUUUAAUAUCUUAAAAACAUUUUGCCUGUUUUUCAUGCUGGUGUUUUAUACACCCAUUGACACAUUUUGGAUUAAUUGGGAAGCGGGUAUUUGCAUGUGCCACGAUCUGUUAUUUAUAAGUAGCAAAACCCUAUCAAGGGCUUUAAAAAGCUACUCACUGCAAACCAUGUUAAAUUGCGCGUGCCCGCUUAAAACUUGGUCGUGGCGGGAGCUUAAA